Vombatus ursinus (common wombat) is the source of this 1104-nucleotide messenger RNA. Its product is annotated as cyclin-Q-like. Gene Ontology annotation, cellular component: nucleus. NCBI's taxonomy places the organism in Eukaryota, Metazoa, Chordata, Mammalia, Diprotodontia, Vombatidae. The record is from RefSeq and is a predicted model, not a curated record. Gene Ontology annotation, biological process: regulation of transcription by RNA polymerase II. Gene Ontology annotation, molecular function: cyclin-dependent protein serine/threonine kinase regulator activity. The transcript is spliced from 5 exons.
AUGGAACCUUUGCUGAUCCAUUCAGCCUCCAUCUUCACCACCCCACCACACUCCACAUCUGAGUGUAAGCCCCUCGGGAGUGGGUUUUGCAUUCAUCAUAUUUGUGUUUCUAGUGUGCAGCAUAUUGUCUGGAACAUACAGCUGGCCUGGCCUAGCCCCACUGCUUGCCGGCUCCAUGGACAUGGCCCUAUGAGGCUCCCAGCACCCCAGCAGGGCCUGGAAACCCACCAGCAGCAGCUGUGGAUGCCCUUGUCCCACGCUGGGAGGCAUCACCACCCAAAAUGGAACAGCAUCACCAUGGGGCCCUGGAGGGACCACCUCUGGCCUCUCUUUCCACUCCUCCUCUCCUGGGCGGCAGGGAGCCCCAGGAACCAGCUGGUCACCCAGGCUGCACAGGGCUUUGUCAAAGUCCACUUCAAAGUGACACAGUUUAUCAUGGAAGCAGGUGUCAAGCUAGAGAUAGAAUCAAUUCCAAUUGCCACAGCCAGCACCAUUUACCAUCAAUCUUUCUGUGGCAGCAAAUUAGAUGCAUAUGACCCCUACCCCAUAGCCAUGUCAACCAUUUACUUGGAAGGUAAAGUGGAGGAGCAACACCUCAGGACAAGAGACAUCAUCAAUGUCUCUCAAAGGUAUUUAAAUCCCAAGAGUGAACCUUUGGAGUUAGACUUCUGGCUCUGGGAACUGAGGGACAACAUUUUUCAAUGUGAAUUACUCAUGUUGAGAGUUUUGUAUUUCCAAUUCUUCUUCCAGCAUCCUCACAAAUAUCUGCUCCACUAUUUUAUUUCUUUGAAGAAUUGGAUGAACUGUCAUAUUUGGGUGAGGACACUCAUCUCUCUGGCAGCCUGGGCACUGCUCUAAGACAGCUAUCAUGGAGUAUUGUGCCUUCAAUAUCCAGCCCAGGACAUAGCUGUAAUAGUGCUCUAUCUUGCCUUGCAGUGCUAUAGAAUAAAGGUGCUUUCCAAUUCUGAGGCAGAAAAACCAUGGUGGCGGAUUUACACAAUGGACACAAAAAUCCCUUUAAUUGUUCUAGAGCCAUCCAAGGAGAAGCAAACAAACAAACAAAAUUGUUAUCAGAAUCGGUCACAGGAAGCAGCUUUGCAUUAA